AAAAAGCCCAAAUUUGACGGCUUAAUCACAAGAUCGAUCCCACCCUCCGCUGUGAUCGGCUCCGUGUCGUACCAACCAAGGUUCUUCAGAUUCAACUCCACUGCUCAGAUUCAACUCCACUACUCAGAUUCCUUCUAGGGUUUUUUUUUUUUUUUUCUUUUUUUCCAUUUCUUCCGAUAAUGGCUGCGGUUCGUUUGACGCCAGAAGAUGCCGAGUUGUUGCAGCAGGCUCGUGCUGCUCCGUCCGCCGUUGAUCUAGUCUCUGACGAUGAUCGCUCAGUGGCUGCUGACUCAUGGUCCAUCAAGAGCGAGUAUGGUAGCACCCUCGACGAUGACCAACGUAAUGCUGAUGCUGCUGAGGCUCUAUCUGCUGGGAAUUUGCGUCCCGCUUCUGAUUACAGUUCUGACAAGGAUGAAAUGGAGCCAGAUGCUGAAGCUGUGACAUCAAUGCUAGGUCUCCAAAGUUAUUGGGAUUCUCAAUAUGCUGAUGAAUUGACAAAUUUUCGUGAACAUGGUCAUGUUGGUGAAGUCUGGUUCGGAUCUGAAGUUAUGGAAACUGUUGCUUCUUGGACAAAGAGCCUGUGUUAUGAUGUUUCUCAAGGUCGGUUUCUGAAUCAAGCUGGCAAUGUUAAGACACUGAAUGUUGAUCAGGGAUCCAAAUUCUUGUCUAGUUGGAGUGUACUUGAUAUUGGGACGGGAAAUGGUUUGCUACUUCAAGAACUUGCUAAGGAGGGAUUCUCUAAUUUGACAGGAACUGAUUACAGUGAAGGGGCAAUAGAUCUUGCUAGAAGCCUUGCAGAGCGAGAUGGUUUUUCCAAUAUUAACUUUUUGGUUGAUGAUGUUCUUGAGACAAAGUUGGAAGGCCAAUUUCAGCUCGUUGUGGAUAAAGGGACUUUAGAUGCAAUAGGAUUGCAUCCAGAUGGUCCUAUUAAAAGGAUCAUGUAUUGGGAGUCUGUAUCGAAACUGGUGGCUCCAGGUGGGGUUUUGGUGAUCACUUCUUGUAACAGCACAAAAGAUGAACUUGUGCAAGAAGUUGAAAACUUCAACCAAAGAAGGGUUAAUACCUUUGCGGAACCAGAGUCAUCUGAUGAAACACAACCAGAAGAAUUGUUGCCUACAUUUCAGUACCUAAGCCAUGUUCGUACGUACCCGACAUUCACCUUUGGAGGAUCUGUUGGAUCCCGUGUUGCCACAGUGGCAUUUCUUAGAAACUAAUUGUGUUAGUGUUAGCUUUGUUACCUUGAAGUCGGUCAUUUCUGUAUGUUAUACACAUUUAUGGAUUUAAGUGUUGCCUACCACUGUUUGCCCCCAAAGAGUCAAUGUUGUAAUGUUUUUACCUUCCCUUUCUUUUUUUUCUUACUUUUUGUUUUUCUUUUGUUUUUUGUUUUUUGUUUUUUUUUUCUGUUGAGAACCUCAAUGACUUAGCAUUUGUGUAAAACUUUCAACCAUUUUCCAGGUUUUUUAGCUUGUGCUUAGGGAACUGAUGUAAUUACGGUGGGGAGUAAAGUGGGAAAUUACUAAAUUGGCUGCUUCGAUCUCAAUGCCUUUCUCAGGAUUUCAAUAGACAUCUAAUAAACCAUGUUCAACACUA
Molecule: messenger RNA, 1590 nt
Organism: Cucumis sativus (cucumber)
Lineage: Eukaryota; Viridiplantae; Streptophyta; Magnoliopsida; Cucurbitales; Cucurbitaceae
Product: EEF1A lysine methyltransferase 2
Exons: 7
Coding region: 180-1214 (344 amino acids)
Biological process (GO): peptidyl-lysine monomethylation; peptidyl-lysine dimethylation
Cellular component (GO): cytoplasm
Molecular function (GO): protein-lysine N-methyltransferase activity
Source: RefSeq, a predicted model, not a curated record